Molecule: messenger RNA, 5556 nt
Organism: Cygnus olor (mute swan)
Lineage: Eukaryota; Metazoa; Chordata; Aves; Anseriformes; Anatidae
Gene: MOB3C
Product: MOB kinase activator 3C
Exons: 4
Coding region: 3276-3968 (230 amino acids)
Biological process (GO): positive regulation of protein phosphorylation; signal transduction
Cellular component (GO): cytoplasm; nucleus
Molecular function (GO): protein kinase activator activity
Source: RefSeq, a predicted model, not a curated record
UGGGGAGCCGUGCAGGAGCCUGGAGGUGUGCGGGGCACGGGGGGAACCCACGGUGUGGGUGGUCACCCUGCAGCCCGGUGGGGACCGUCCUGGAGGUGGCUUUGUCCGUGUCCGAGGGAGGGCAGGGGCAGCUGGGGCAGAGCGAGCGGUGAGGAUGCGCUUCCAGCUGCUGGCUUGUGUCCCAUGGGAGUUCCUGGCGUUUGGGAUUGUGGCUCUGAUGGUGGGGGGAUUGCCCCUGGGUGCUGCAGGGAGCCUAUCUGCAGGGCUCCGAGCAAGUCACUGGUGCCCACAGCAAGACCCAGCCCCAGGAGUGAGGUACCCCCAAACAGCAUCACCCCAAAACAAGCUGGAUGUGCCACCUGCAGCACAGAGAGAUGGGGCUUUGGUUUUCUGGGGUUGGGGACACAGAGGGAACAGUGAGGCUGGUCUGGGGGCGAGCAGAGGUGUAAGUGGUUCUGUUCCUGGAAACCACAUUGGUUUUCACGAGGUGGGGAUUUCCGAGUGUCAGCAGAGCUGAGGGAAGUACCAGCACAGAGAGCAGAGCCCUGCUGCCUUUGGGAGGUGGUCCCUUCAAAAAUGGGUGCUGGGGACUGCCCCAAAUGAUGCUCGUGCCUCUCACUGGGCUCAGCAGCACCAGGAGCUGUGCCUGGUGUUUGGGGCUGGUGGGACACUGCCUCCAGCCCCCGGCUCUCCACAGCCCUGCUGUCUGGCGUGCUGGCCCUCGAUCCCCUUCCCGGCAUCUUGUCUUGGCUCGUUUCCUGGAAUUUUCCAGCGUUUGGGUUAUAUUUGGGAUCGGCAGCCAAUAACCCCGUUUCUCACGGACGGCCCAGCUGGGGCUUGGCUCCAGCAGGAAGCCCAGGGAGAGGGAGCGGGGCCAGAGGCCUGAGGCCGUGCCCCCAGCACCUUCCUCCAGCACUCCCCCUCCUUUAAAACCAGACGUGGCCAUGGGGAAAGCUGCGGAACCUCCUUGGGGAGCACCGCCUGCCCUUGGCCCCUAGCUGCAUGGGGUCUGAGCUGCCUGCAGGGAGAGGGAUGCUCGGGGGAGGCAGCUUGGCCUUUGGGGCCUUUCUGGUGCACCUCCAAGUUCACCACAGAGAAACCCCAGCUGCAGGUGCUCCAGGACAGGUUGAGCUUUGCAACAGGGCUUCUCCGGUGCUCACAGAGAGCUGUGGGGUCAGGAUCCAGACAGUAACCCAGCCAUGAGCAGCGAUAAGCCAGCGGAGCCCUUUUGCCAGCAGGCAGCUGCUCAGACCGGCCGUCUGGAGGCCAUCUGGGGGCUCAGGCUGGUGUCUGGGCCAAGGCCAGCCCCGGCACGCGGGGAAGUGGCAGGAGGGGAAUUUUUGUGCUGUUGGGAAGGGGAGAAGGGAAUCCCCGUCAGCAGGGGAGGAGAAGCCAGCACCGGAGCGGCCUAACGCCAAAAUCCACCAGGGGAAGCAGAGGGGGGACGUGGAGCCGGCAGGUUUUAUGGGAGCCCUGCUACGUGGGGCUCGGUCGGCUCAGGGCCUCUUGGAGGCUGCUGCCGAGCGGCCCUGCGGUUUCGGAUGCCUGUGUGCGUGUGUAAGCGUCUCGGGCCGCAUCCAGGGCUGGCGCAGGCACCAGGCCCGCUGCCAGCUGGAGGUGCCGCUGUCGGCGCCUUCCUCCUCCUUGUUAUUACCAACCCAGGUCAGAAAUAAGCAUUACUGCGUCCCAGGGGCACUCGCAAAGAGCUUUCCCCCUCCCCGAAGCCAAGCCUUUGACUUUACAGCCCUAAAUAUAACGGGAGGGAAGGGAAAUGAGUUUUGAAAGUGGGGAAAUUGAGGCAGGGAGCACGGCACCGUCCCCACCAGAGCCCAGUCCUCGUCUGUCAGCCCAGAGAGCGGCGCUGCCCCGACUGCUCCCCCCUGGGGGUUUUGGGAUUUGAGCUGGUUUGGGGUCAGAGAUGCCGGCCUGCACUGGUGGCCUUGCUCGGAGCACGGGAUUGUUUGCGGUGGGCAGAGGAAGCUCCCCUCCCUUCUGUUUUGCUUUUUUUUUCCCCCUUUUGUUUUGCCAGUUUCUAAACAGACCGUUCAGUGUUGUUCUUAAUUUAAAACAAAGCCUUUGUCUGGCAGUGCUCUUCUGUGGUUUUCAAGUGAUUUAAAGAAAAAAAAAAAAAAGAAAAAAAGUAUCCUCCCCAAAUCCGAAACUAAGGGCUGAUCCUGACCCUGAACUUGCUUCCCCCCAUCCAGUUCAUUUCCUUUCUCCUCUGGCCCUGCCAGCCCUCUAGGAAACCAGGUUUUUGCACGUCCCAGCCUGCUGCAGCCCCGCGGCCCUGCCGCACCCCUGCAGCUUAACCCUGCACCGACUUGGCUCUCGCUAAACCCCACAGGUUUCUCUCCUGCUGCUGGUAAAAUCGGGGCACGACUGAAACCAGCAGCCUUUGGAGCAGCGGAAGGGUUUCGCUGGGUGUAAAACCAGCCCCUGCAAAAAACGAGGCCAUUUCGGGCAGGCAGAUGGGGCGAGCACCGAGGAUGCUGCAGCGCCACGGCGGGCACGCAGCGGCGGGGACAUGGGGGACAUGGGUCCACCACCGAAACCCCGAGCAUCUUGCUCUGGAGGAUUUGCAGAUGCUUCAGGACGGGACAUGCGGCCGCGGGUGCCGGCACCGCCCUGCUGUGGGAAUCGCAGGGCGGCCAAGCGGGGACGCAGCCAUGCCCGGGGUGCCCGGGGGGAAGCUUUGAUUUUGCGCGUGGGAACUGUGGGCUGCCCGGCACCACGCCAGGCCCCCUGGGCACCGGCGGCAGCGGGAUGCGCACCGUCAUGUUGCGGGGAGCCGCUGCCUCAGCCUGCUGGGGCAUGGCUUUAGGAUCUCCCCAAGCGGACAUCCCGUUCGCGCUGCCUCGCGCUCCGCUGCUCCAGGUUGAAGGCAGGGACUGGGAAAACCUGGCCCUGCAAGCACCGCUGACAACAUGAGUCCACGGCCACUUCCAACAAACUGCUUGUUUCCCCACUGUCCCCUCUGAAGGGCCGUACUGGGUGUUUAAAGCCCCGGCCCUGGCCUCCCCUCAGCUCCCUCCCUGUGCCUCUCAUGUCUUUUCCUGCCCGCCGAGCAGUGGAAGCCUUGGAGCGAGGUUGGGAAAGAAGCCGGCUCUUGGCCCGGCGCCUCUCCCUGCUCCUUUCAGUCGUAAAUCCCAGGAUGUGCUGUUGGCUUUGUGUUAAAUCGGAUUUCUGGAGAACACUUUUCUCCCUGAUUCCGAAACCUCCAUCCCUGAAGAUCCGUGGCUUUGACUCCGCUGCCCUCACCCUGGCCGGCCCAGCCCAUGAUGGCACUGUGUCUCAAGCAGGUCUUCAACAAAGACAAAACGUUUCGCCCCCGCAAGAAGUUUGAGCCCGGCACCCAGCGCUUCGAGCUCUACAAGAAAGCCCAGGCCUCCCUCAAGUCCGGGCUGGACCUGAAGACGGUGGUGCAGCUGCCUCCCGGCGAGAGCAUCAACGACUGGAUCGCUGUGCACGUGGUGGACUUCUUCAACCGCAUCAACCUCAUCUACGGCACCAUGUCGGAGUACUGCACGGAGAGGAGCUGCCCCAUCAUGUCGGGCGGGCUCAAGUACGAGUACAGGUGGCAGGACGAUAGCAAAUACAAGAAGCCGACCAAGCUGUCGGCCCCGCAGUACAUGUGUAUGCUGAUGGACUGGAUCGAGAUGCUCAUCAACAACGAGGACAUCUUCCCCACCAGGAUAGAAAUGGUCAAAUGGCUUCCAACUUGCUUCUGCUUUGCAGGUGUCCCCUUCCCCAGGCAGUUCCAGCAGGUUUGCACUAAGAUCCUCACCCGCCUCUUCCGUGUCUUUGUCCAUGUCUACAUCCAUCACUUUGACAGCAUCAUCAACAUGGGUGCCGAGGCUCACGUCAACACCUGCUACAAGCACUUUUACUACUUCAUCAGGGAGUUCAGCCUGGUCGACCAUCGGGAGCUGGAGCCUUUGAAAGAAAUGACAGAACGAAUUUGCCACUGAGGCGAUCUCGGCAGACGAACCCAGCCAGCUCACUCGGCACCCGACGGGACAAGUGUGCUGGGGGACCCCUUCCCAAGGACUUGCUCUGGGAGUCUCAGCUGAACUAUGAACACUGCAGAAGAGCCUCUUCAGGCCAGAGCUGAAUCCCAAGCUUGCUAAACAUCUCUGAACAUAUAUAUUUUUUAAAUUGUAACAGAUUCCAGUCUGUCUUAUGGCUACUGUCUUAGAAAGCCACUGACUUCUGGAGAAUGAGGCAAGUUGGGUUGACUGAUACACACUCUGGUCUCUAAGAACCAAUCCCAUGUGUGAUAACAUUUCUUCAGCUAACUUUCCUCCGGUUUUGUCCUCAGCUACAUUAUCUUCAAAUGUUUUGUUAGUGAUACCUGCCCUGCAAGCAGGUAUGACCUUGGCUGAAUCAUGCCUGUUGCCUUGCCCAGAUGCAGUGGGUUUGUCGUAACAUCUGAGAUCAGCUCUGCAAAGUUGGUGAGGUCUGAUCCCAGCUGACUUCAUGAGGUUAGCUGCCAAUGUCCUGUUUUUAAUCAUGAGCUGUGAAUGUCUCUCCUUCUGACCUAAUCCAUGCUUUACCAAAGGGACCUUCUUCUCUUUUUUUUUUCCUUUUUUUUUUUUUUUUUUCCCAGGAACUUUUCAUGCUUGGCAGCGGGGAUUUCAUAACUAAUAGCAAGGUGGCCCCAUGACAAAAGGAAGUGAAUUGGCGACUUUCCAUUGUGAUCAGCACAGUCCACACAAGUAUUUUCUAUACUUAGAAACUGUGAUACAAAGUGAGGGAAAUAAAUGUGCCAGAAAACAAACAGUAUUUGCUGACAUGUUGUCUUGUCUCAAAGCAGCAGGUGCUGGCUACAGAAAUUGUCUUUCCAUUGUCCAGCCCUAUAGCACAGAAAAACAGGUGGGGAGGGACUUUAAGAGACAUCUAAUCUACCCUGAUCUUCCAAAAAUGCAAGAUCAGUUCCCCUUAAGCCUUUCUGAAUAGAGUUUCUCUAGCCUGAAAAAGAAAGCAUACCAUUGCUACCUGGUCUGUGCCCCUAUUCCCCUGAAAGGCAUCAAACCUCAAAACUUCUUCCCUGCUUGCAGUGCCUGUUAACUAGCGUUGCAUUCCCUGUGACAUUUUCUUUUGACAAGAGUUGAAGUUUUUUUUUUUAAUUAUUUUUUAUUUUAUUUUAUUUUUUUUUUUACAAUUUUGAGGGAGUUAAAUUGUCUGAGCCACGGCGUUUUUAUCUUUGUCUUUCCUGGCCUUUUUCUGGGAAAGUUUUGUACACCAGACCCAGCUGAUAUUUAUAACCAGGGCUUUGCCCAUUUUGGGGGGAGGAAGGGGAUGUGGCUAGAAAAUGUAAAUAUUUAAGCCAACACUAAAGUGCACAAGUGCAUUUUUAGUGCUCAGAGCACUUAUUUUGUUGUGAAAAUCUAUUUUUUUUAAUCUUGUGUACCAGAUGUAUAUUUUUACAUGGAAAUAAAAUGGAGCAAAAUGGACACAAAACGACCUGAUAAAUCAUUCCAAUAUUUUCACUGUAAAAUAAUAAUUGAAAGUCCAAACAUUUUUGUUCUGUUACUAAUUAAAGAAACAUGAACAAGC